Messenger RNA from Procambarus clarkii (red swamp crayfish), 8285 nucleotides. It is a transcript of the gene Gapvd1, whose product is annotated as GTPase activating protein and VPS9 domains 1. The record is from RefSeq and is a predicted model, not a curated record. Gene Ontology annotation, biological process: regulation of GTPase activity; vesicle-mediated transport. Gene Ontology annotation, molecular function: small GTPase binding; guanyl-nucleotide exchange factor activity. Gene Ontology annotation, cellular component: cytosol; endocytic vesicle. Lineage: Eukaryota; Metazoa; Arthropoda; Malacostraca; Decapoda; Cambaridae.
AUUAAAUUGCCAGUGGUUCAUAAUCGUAAACAAAUAUGGUCCCAGUGACAGUGGUGGGAGGUUAUGAGAAAGAAUUCUGCUCGCAGUCGAGGACAUUGGCUGCGUCGACGUAAUCAGACAGCUUCCGUUUGGGGGCGUGACAGAUUGGGCAGGGCUGGAACAGCAUGGGAAGUCUACAGGCAGACAUAGGAGAGUUGGCUCAUCACUUGAAGCAGGAACGAUUAUUCCUGGAGGCAGAGAAGCAUCAAAUACAAUUGUUAAAUGAAAAGGUAAGGAAAACAAUAGAGCGAGCGUACCAUGCUUCAUGGGUGCGGGGAGAGCAGCAAAGAAACUACGAUGACCUUGUACUUCGUCCUCACUCUUCGCCACCUGCGUGCUGCCAGAAGGCAAAUCUCUUAAAUCAGCUCAAGUUCAUUGAUGGAUACAAAGUUCUGGGAUUCAAUGAAUCUCUCUACGGUGAUUUGCUUUCAAGCCUGCGUGAAAACCCAAGACUUGUCGCAAGAUGUCUGGCAAUGGGAGAGAGUCAAAGCCAGGAAGCAAUGCAAGUCACUGCCAGGACAGUAUUUUCUUCCAUUUAUGCCAACUGUGUCCUCCCAGAUGAUGAAACUUACGUCCUCAACUUACUGAAACACUUAAUGGAGUUACAGCUGGCAACUUCAGAGACCCCACGUCGAUUGUUACGUCAUGGCUCUUGUGCUUUCAGCCAGAUAUACCGAGCCUAUGUGGACACGCUUCCCCAAGCCAAGGUGUUCUUGACAGCUGCAUUGCACCAGCCAAUAGUACAGCUACUUAUGGAAGAUGAAUUGUUCCUUGAUAUAGACCCUUCAAAAGCUGCUGUUCGCUUUCCUGCCGAGGAACGUCUCAGAAGGUUUGGUAAAGAAGGAACUCCAGAAUACAAUGCUGCCUUGGCAAAGUAUCGAGCAUGGACUAUUGCCAAGCUUGUCAAAAUUGCUGACAGGUUCAUGGAGAGUAUUAAGGAGGCAAUGAAUUGCUUUCCACCUCAGUUGUCUUGGCUUGUCAGAAUUCUUUAUGAUGUGCUAUUAACAGCAAAGCGAGCAGACACCAGAGAAGUUAGCGCCAUCUGUGUAGAUCUGGUGUUUGCAUUUUUCCUCUGCCCAGCUCUUGUCACACCAGAACCUCAUGGAAUCUGUGAUGCACCAAUCUCCCACAUCUCAAGGUUUAAUCUUAUACAGGUAGCUCAGAUCCUCCAAGUGUUGGCAAUGAGUCGCUGGGAAACUCCUGAUCACAGACUCUCUGAUCUCUACUCGCACUUUGAGAAGGAGGUAAUAUGUGGCGUCGUGGAUGGAAUUCUAGAGAGCGGAGGGUCUGAGGCGCCACCCCCAGGAGUCUCCUGCCUUAACAGCCCACUGAGUACUCUAGUCCGUUCGUCUUGCCUCAUUCCAGAGCCUCGUCUACAUGCACUUGUUGCUUUUAUGUAUACUAUACUGAGUGAACUACCAGAAGAUGAUGAAAUGCGCAAGGAUCUUGAAACAUCCAUUGGCCGCCUCAAGCCGUCACAUCUCUCACCUGCUCCACCAGCCACUUCGGCCUUAUCUACCCCAAACACAGCUAAAAAAAAUUUGUUAGGACGAGUGAAAAGUAACAGGGUCAAGGCUAACAAGAGUCAGAGUGAGGGAAGUGGUGACUCUGAUUCUCUUGGAUCAUUGCAAGAGUCCACAGUUAGCAGUUCCAGCCAUCUACCAGGCCAGAGCAGCAUAGAUGAAGGGGAUGUAAUGCCGCCGCCAUUAGACUAUGACACAGUUUUGGUUAUCUCGCUCAAUACCUCUAGUCCUCCCGAGUGCCCUGGGCUGAUGUCAGAAGAAAAAGUUCUUUCAACAGUGCAGACAAAAUCAACAUCACGUGUGAGAAUGAACGUAGAAGACGAAGGUGAUGGUGGUGGAGGGGAGGCCACUAUAGAAAAAAGGACACGAUUUUCACUUUCCCAUGAUGAAGGCUCAAUUGGCAACACCUCUGAUAAUUUAGAAGCGAUUAGUGAGGCUGCAAGCAAUCACAGUGUUGCGUCAAGCCUAGAUGAUGUUGAGCAGGUAGAGGAUCAACCUGAUAACUUGUCAGACAUGGUGUCGGCAAAUGUGUCAGGCCGGGGAACUCCCAAUGUGUCAGGCCGUGACACUCCCUCAUCACAGGUAACAGAGGGUGAAGAAGCAGGCCUGAGAAGUGGAGAAGAAAACCAGCCCCCUCCACCUAAUGUCCCCGUUACAGUUCCCAAACCAGCAAGAGCAGAUAUUGAGGAAAAAUUUGGACGUUUUGAAAUCAAACCUCUAAUAGGUGGUGAUGAAACUAUAUCUUUAGUGUCUGACACUUGGAGCACUGAUGUCCUAGCUAGUGACUCUGAAACUAUUGAAGCUGCAGACAGAGCAGACCGUGGGGACCAGUUUCAUGAUCAGCUAUUAAAUCGACAUUUAGCAGAAUUAGAUAGAAUGCAAGGAGAUUACCUGAGUGGAGAUGCAACUGGAGAAACUUUUGAAACUGCCUCGGAAGCUUGGAGCACAGAUGUUUUAGCCUCAGACUCUGAGAGAAUGACAGAAUUUGACACCGAUGAUGCACAGAGUGUUGCCCGGUCAGAUGACACGGGCCGAUCAGAAGUUGAAGUGGAGCUGGGUGGAAGCGACUUGCUGAGACGUGAGACUCUACACCAGGAAGAUAUUGUUACACCUCGUGCACAUGGGUCUCGUUCUCCAGUUGAUGCAACAUUGAGUGGGGCCAUGGGAGGAAGCAGCAGUGGAGGAAUACUGAAGCCAAUGCCUGUUUUGCCUUCUUCAUUAACUACAGAUUCUGGUAACAGCAUUCCUAGUGGUAUUCUAAAACCCAUUCCAGUAUUGCAACAUAGAAGUGGCAGACCAGCAACUCCCCCUCGAGUAGAAUUUCAACCUAUCCAUCCUGCUGAAGAAGACCAGUGUCUUAUGGACAGAUUGCCAUCUGACAGAGAAGAGGAAGAGUUGCCACAAGAAGAACAAGAAAUUGCAUCUGCCACACAAUCUUUAGGGCGUUUAAGCCUGAAUCUUUCGACACUCCCCAAUAAUGGCAUUGUAUCAGGUGACCAACAUCUUUUGCUUAAUACUUUUAUUGGUGAUGGUAGUAGGGGAAGAUCCAAUGCUCCUCUUAUGGAUUUGGGUAAUAAUAGUGAAGGGGGACACAUUGUUGUGCAUCCUCAUCAUAAACUUGUGUCCAGUGAUCGUGGCUCAGGAGAGGACAGCAGCUUACAUUUGAGUACAACUAGCUUAGCAUCUUCCAGCAGUUCUGGAUCUGACGUAGUCGGAGGCUCUGGCAAGCUUCGCUCUACCUCUAAUGCUAGUUCUGGACCCACAACAGACUCAAUUGAUACCCCAGAGCCAAGUGCACCAGCUAUCAGUAUGGCAGCCACUGGAGCAAUACCAAAAAGUAUUAGUUUUGAUAAAACGGCUGAAAGAGGGGAUCGUGAUGCUAUUGAUGGUGACGCAAAACAUAAGCGAGGAUUUUUCAAAAAUUUUAAGCUCCCUGGUUUUAAGGGCCGCCGUAAACCUGGAAGUAGGCCUGGUGAUGAUACAGCAUAUAUACGUUCAGGACUUAAUAGCCAAGAUUUGAAUAUAAGACGAGCUUUGUCUGAAGAAAAUCGGCCUCCUACAAUUGAAGAAACAAGCGAUGAUAUUCUGGCAAAAUACAGAAAUAAGAAACCAGAAAUGGAUACUUCAGAAACAGAUGGCAUGGUCUCUACGCAACAUAAUAUACAAGUUAAUGAAAUAGCAAAGACUGAGGAGGACGAAAGACUGUUCAUAGACCCAAGCAGUAUUGAAACGAGUUACGCCUUUGCUGAUGCCAAAAGAAAGUUGCGACUAGUAUUGAGCAUUGCAGACUUCUCCAUGUCUCCAUACUUACCAGAGUUUGGGGCUCCAACAGGAACAGAUUCCAGCUUAGAUAAUGAUGUGGUGACAUGGUUACGGUGUCAGUUGGCUGAAGCAACUAACCUUCACGACCGUUCCCUCGUGGCUCAGUUACAUGAAACCUUGCGCUGUGUUCAACUCUUUGAUUCUCAGGGUCGUGAACAUCUCGUUAGAAGUUUGGUUGAGGACUAUAGGAGCAGAUCUCCUUAUGUUGCUUAUCUUGUCCGUAGUAGACAAGGCUUACUUACAACUAUUGCACACCUAGAAAAACUUUUAUCAAGAAUAAAUGCUGAUGGGGCCGUUGUGAUGUCAUCCAUUGUUGGGGUUUGUGUUCGAAUGUUCCUUGAGCGGCGAGAACAGAACCUCAGUCGCUUCACUCAUGACUUCACUGUGCUCACUGUUCCCGAUGAGAAAGUACAACUUGUGGAAAAUUUCUUGACUCAACUUUUUUCCGAGCUUGAACGGGAUCCAAUGUGGAUAAGUAGCACAAAUGAACAGUUGCAUGCAGCUCAGUUAGCACUGGAGCGGGUAGUAAUGUCCCACAUCUACAUCCAUGCUCUCUAUCCCAAUGGUGAUGGAGAUGUAUCUAGGGACCAGGUGUUACACGAGCACAUGAAGAAACUAGCAGCUGUGAUCACUCCAACCCAUAAGGAUCUCAGGAUACCUAAGCUGUACCAGUAUGAGUGUCCUUGGCCAAGUGCUCAGGCUGAGAUUGUGUGCAUCAGUGCAUACAAGACACCGGGUGAUAAAUUGCAGUGUGUUGUGAGAGCCUCUCAAACCAUUAUGAAUCUGCUUUCCCUUGCACAUGACCAAUCAGUUCCUGCAGCAGAUGACUUCAUGCCUGUCCUAGUCUAUGUGCUCAUUAAGGCCAACCCGCCAGCACUUCUCUCCACGGUGCAAUACGUGAAUCUCUUCUUUGAGAAGAGGCUCAAGGGAGAGGACCAGUACUGGUGGACUCAGUUUUGUGCAGCUAUCGAAUUCAUCAAGACUAUGGACUAUAUGCUAUGACAAGCUGAUUAUAUGUCCGUGCUGGGACAUUGUAUGUGCCAUUAUUGACAUCAAUUUUGGGCUAAAGUCUAUAUACAAUGGGGGUCAGGUGAUGUGCAUAAAUUAUUUUUUAUUUAAACCAUGAUAGCUCAUUUUUAAAGGCUGUGUGAGGAUAGCCGAUGAGAUGCUGCACAAAUCUCGGUAGUUCUCAAAAAAUUGAAUGAGAAUUUGGUUGUGUCAAAUAAUAAAUAAUUCAACAUUGAUCAAUAUCUUUCUCAUCAUGCAACAUGUGUGAAUGUGAAUGAGUGCAUGUCUGUAAAGCAAACCAAACAUUUGAAUGUGUUCUCUUUUCUAAGAGAGUUAAUUUAUGUUGCAUUUGUUGGAUGUCUUUGGCAAAUUGAUUUGAUAAUAAUUUGAAGAAUAUUGUUACCAUAAAAAAUUGCACAUUAGUCGAUCAAGUCUGUAUGCUAUGAAUGGGGCAAGAUUUGAUGAUGAUAAUGAUGUUGAAUUAGAGCAGUUUUCUAUAUAUAUUUAUACUGUAUUAUAGUUUUGAAUCAUAUUUAAAUAGUUUUGCUAUAGACAUGAUGUCCUUCACUUACAGAACUCUUAUAAAAUCAUUCAUAUAUAUCUGGUAAUGUUCUCUCUCCUACUGUACAUCAAGACAGCUUUUACUGAAUCUCUUCCUGACUUAAUGGUUCUGCAGUUCAUGUUAGUUUCUAUCUUCCUUGCUGGUCCAUAUUACUGGUUAAUACAGUAUAGGGGCAGUAGUAGAAUACUGUUAAAGCUUUCGACUCCCAGCCCAAGAGGUGUAGGUGCAACUAGGCAGGGAGCACUAUUGCUGGGACAUGUCAUGAACUAGCAACUCCAUGGGGUUGAGGAACCAUGCUAAAUUAUCCUUUUGUCCCGGGUGGUUUGCCACGUUGUAAACAUUUGAGAGACGGCAUAUGCGUAAGUGAACGUUAAUAUUUUAAAGGUAGUAAUAACUAAGUCAUCUACAAGUUGAAAUGGUUGUGCACUGCUGAUGGUUGUAGAAAUAAUGUGUAGAGAUUUCUUUAAGGUCUAUCUGACUUGUAGAGGAUUUAUAUAAUAUCACUAACCUUAUAUUUGUCUGUGUUUUAAGUAGCUUGAUCAGGAAUCUGAUCAUGUAGGAAUCUGCAAAUAUUUUUAGAGGAAUUGUACUUGUGCUGUAUAAUUUGAAUGUACGAGAGUCGUGUCCUAUCCUUUGUGCAUGGCUUAAUGGUAAUUACCGACACUGACAGUUUAACUAAAUAAGGGUGUUCAUGUUUUAACCCCUAAAAUAUUGAGAGCUCUUGUGCACAUGGUUAUUGUACAAUGUUAUUUUUUUAUCACUUCUAUAAUAUGACAAAAAUGCUCAUAAGAGGACCAGUGUACUAUUUCUGUGGCUGUCAAGCAUUUAUUUUUGUAGUGCUGAUCACCAAAGAUGAAAACUUUUAACAGCUCAUCAAAAAAAAAAAAAGUUUCCUCAUGGCCAUUUUCUAUGUGGUACACUUAGCUCGGACAUUAUUAUUCAAUAUAAUGACACUAAUUUUGUUAAUAAUUCACAUCAUUUAUAUUUUCAGUUAGUAUAUAUUUCUUUUUCAUUUUGGGGUGAAUUUAGUUUUGUAAUCUGAAAUGAUAUACAGUACUGUAUGGUAGAAUAAUACUGGUCUCUUGUGAAGUUAAUUCAAAAUUAUCAGACAAGAUUGUCUGUUGUUUUCAUGUAACGCAUAGUGACCUUGCAGGUGCUGACGCCUUCAUUGUGCAUGCUCGUCUAUUAUCUGAAAACUGUUCUUCCAAAGAAGCUUGAGUUGCAUCUACUCAUUAACUGUAUAAUAAUAUCCAUAUCAAACCAAAAAAUUUCAAUACUUUCUGUGCCUCGUCUUUAUCAAAUAUAUUGAUCACCACUGUAGACAUUUUGAAUGUGAUAAUGAUUCUCACAGUACAGAAAAUUUAGUAUUAGGAGCUAUAUUCUAUAAUGAUUCCCACACAAUAGUACUGUAAUUAUAGAGUUCUAUAGUAGUAUGAUUCUAACAAAGCUAUAAUUAUAGUGUGUUAGGAGUGUCAUUGUAGAAGCUGCAUGUGUUGCAAAUAAUGCCUGAUGUAAGAAUUUGGUAAUUGUUCUUGCAUCGUUAGAUUUGUUCAUUUCAUAAUAACCUCAUAUAUUAACACAAAUAUUUCCGAGGGCAUCCAAGAUGUACCUUUUCAAAUGUUCAAUAUGUAGCAGAGCUAUUACUUCACUUUUUAACAUAAAAAUGUUAAGUAUGCUGUACUAAAAUGAAUGAAGAAAACCAAAGCGCAGUUUGGGUGUUGGUGGAAGGGCUUGCUAUAAUCUUCCUUUAGGAAUGGUCUAUGUAUUGUUUGUGAUGCUGCUCAAGUCUCAUUCACACUUUCCUUAACAAUUUGGGGCCAUAAUUUGGAAGGCCUUAAGAAUUUUAUUUUGUGUAUAUUUUAGGUAAAUCUAAACCUAAAUGAAAUCAGUAUUGCCUUAGAGUAAAUAUUUUAUCAAGGCUCGUAAUCCAAAGAAACUGCAAUGUAUGUAGGUUAUAGUAAGGCAGGAUGUAGCUGUGCAGUUUCAUAAGGUAGACUUAAGUUUUCGUAUUUAUUUAUAACUAAACGUAGCCAAGCAUGCAAGAUUUCUUGUGGGUAAUUUGAAAAAAUAAAAAAUAAAAAAUCUCAAAUAUUACUUAAGUAGCAUGAAUUGGGCAUUUUGUUUUAUAUAUGUAUUGUGGAACAUUUUAGUUAUUUACUUCCCUUCGUGUUAAGAUAAAUUACUUGGAGCAGGGUUAUAAUUAGGUAGAACAUAAGUAUAGGACCUCAGAUAAUUGCUUUAUUUUGUUGUAAUUAUUGUAAUUACCUAAACAGUUCACAGCUCUUUUCGGUGUGAACUAGAAAUAUUUAAAACUGCAGCCCUAAGUUAACUAGAGUAAUUAAAAAAGUAUUAUAAAAUACUUUUAUCUGGUUGCCACUUACACAAAAAUAUUGUCAAGUUAUUAUUGCCUGGAACAUUUCUCUGGUGGCUACUUAAAUGUUGUAAUUUAUUGUUAAAUUAAAUAAUAUUUUCAUUCCAUUCUGGGUGCUAUUAUUGAUUGUUUUUAUUGAGUGACCCUAUCUUAGGUGCCAUAAAAUGAAAUAUUAAGAUCAUUAAUGUAUUUGCAAGAUGGUUUACCAGUACAGUUAGAAGGAAAAUAUUUUUAAGUAAAGGUAUAUUACAUACAUUAUUACCCCAUGAGAAUGUCCUGGGGAAUUUUACCUUAUUUGCACAGUUGUAAGCUGCCCCUAAUUCUAAGUCACAGUAAAUUUUGCACAUAAGGCACUGUACUUUUACAUUCCAAGGUGAACCACCACUUUCAGAUCCCACAUCAGAAUUAUAUUCCCCUUGAAAAGUACGCUUAAUAUAAAAGAUCUAUAUUAUGCUGCGAA